CAACGUUCAACGAAGGUGAUGAAUUACAUGAAGGUGAGUAGUUUUCUGAGUUUCUUAUGUUUACAGGAAGGUGAUGAAUGUUGAGAUCGAUUCAAUCAACGUUCAACGAAGAUGGUGAUGAUUUCUUAUAAGUUAAAUUUGGUUUUGAUCAUAAUCUUGAUCGGAGGAUCUUUUAACGACCUACGAGUUUCUUCUGCCGCGGCUAAUUUGACCGAAACUUGUAACGGAAUAUGUGGUGGAUUGACUCUGUCUUAUCCCUUUGGGUUUUCUCUUGGUUGUCCGAUCCAAUUCAAUUGCUCUGCUGCGGGCCAAGGGGCGAAGAUCGGAGAGUUUCCCGUCCAAAACGUGACGGAAAACAGUAUAUUGGUCGGCGUUCCAACCAAUUGUACUCGGAAGAUUGAAGACAUGACUCCGCUUUUCGGCAAGCAGUUCACACCAUCGUCGGAGAACAGUUUCUUAAUGGAGAAUUGUGUGAAUCCAACCAAUGGCUGCUCCAUAAACCAAAGAUUCCUUGAUAAACAGCUGAAAAGUUGUGAAUCCACGGGAAAUAUAAGCUGUUUUCCGUCAGAUACGAGUUCAAAAAGUUCAGAAUUUCUCAGUAUGAAGGAAUUGACGAAUAGCUCGUGCCGUUUGUUGUACACGUCGAUAGCUCUCGAGUCUGUAGGUGUGAAUGUGGGGAUAGCGGUAGAGUUUGAACGAGUUCGGUUAGGUUGGUGGCUAAUGGGAGGUUGCGAAAACGGAACUUGCGUAGUAAACGCAAAUUGUACAGAUGUUUACACUCCCGAUGGAUAUGCAGGACACCGGUGCUCAUGUCUUGAGGGUUACCACGGAGACGGAUACAUCAAUCCUUGCUUGAAACUGAGAGGUUAGUCAAUCUAAAGUCUUUGUACCCUUUUAACAUUUGUAUUAAUCAAAUGAGGAAUCAAAUUUCAACCAUCAUAGCUAGUGGAGACCACCGCUACGACAAGGCUCUCCAACCAUGGUUUCAAUCAAGAACUUAAGCAUUUUCCAGUCUCCAUAGUUAUAAUUUUUACCUGUAUUUUUUAGAGAAGUUAGGAAAACAAUAUGUUUUUCAAACAUAAUUGUGAAACUAAUACAUAUACUAUUUAUAAUUGGCAAACUCCCCAUGUAUGUUUUACUGUGCUCCACUGUUUUAAAUACAUUGUAACCCUUAUAUAUUUUUUAUAUUUAGGACAAUGCUAUAGGUAUAUUUUAUACAUU
Arabidopsis thaliana (thale cress) is the source of this 1221-nucleotide messenger RNA. RefSeq names its product wall-associated receptor kinase-like protein. The record is from RefSeq and is marked reviewed. The transcript has a single exon. Lineage: Eukaryota; Viridiplantae; Streptophyta; Magnoliopsida; Brassicales; Brassicaceae. Bases 112 to 870 code for a protein of 252 amino acids.